AUGUUUUGGAGAUUUGGCGGUUACGCCAACAUCUCCACCAUCGACACAAUCCUCGACAAACCCGAUUUCACCCUCGAGGAACUCCUCGACGAGAGCGAUCUGAUCCAGGAGCUUAAGCAGCACAACUCGAAACUCAUCGAAUACCUCAGAAGCGACAAGGUUCUCGACAAUCUACUCGAUUAUGUAGUCGCUCCCAAACUCGAGACCGUCGAGUCUCCCGCCGAGUCCACCACCGAAGAAACAAAGGCCAAGAACCGCUUCUCCUUCUCGCGACCGCGCGCAUCAUCCCGCAGCACCGACCCGGGCAACGAUGAGGAAGAAGAACAAGAAAAGAAGCGCAAUCGCUACGCUUUUGUAGCUUGCGAAAUUCUCAGCUCUGAUACUUGGUCAAUCUACGAGGCUCUCGCUGAUAAUCGACAAUUGAUUCGCGAUUUUUGGAACUUCUUGUCCCGCCCUGCCCCGCUCGAUCCCCUCCAGGCGAGCUACUUCACAAAGGUCAAUGAAUCUCUGUUCGAGAAGAAGACCGAGGAGAUGAUGGAACUCUUGACCACUCUUCCUGAUGCUGUUCCCAAUUUACUCAAGCAUGUCGAGUGUCCCAUGGUCAUGGACCUUUUGCUCAAGAUUAUUGCCCUGGACCGUAACGAAGGUGGCCAGGGUGUGGUCGAGUGGCUAUACUCCAAAGACAUUAUCCCGAGCCUCCUUUCCUGCCUUAGUCCUGAGAACAACUGGGUUGUUCAAACCGCCGCCGGUGACUUCAUCAAAGCCAUCAUUACCAUUUCGGCCAACGCCUCCCAAAACGAGCAACAAUGCAUCGGCCCGAACGAACUUACCCGACAACUUGUUUCAAAGCCAUGCGUUGAACAGCUGAUUAGUUACAUGCUUGGUGGCGGUAAUCCGUUGACUGUUGGUGUCGGUAUCAUUAUCGAGGUCAUCCGAAAGAACAACUCCGACUAUGAUCCCGACAUGGGCACUGAGUCCACCGCUGCGCCCUCAAGCCGCGAUCCCAUCUACCUGGGAACCCUUCUCCGACUCUUCGCCGAGAACGUCCCCAAGUUCAUGAGCCUGAUCAUGGACGUCCCCUCCAAGAAGGACAAGAUUGACUCGACCUUUGGUGUCAAGCUCGAGCCCCUUGGCUUUGAUCGCUUUAAGACAUGCGAACUUAUGGCUGAGCUGCUGCACUGCAGUAACAUGGGCUUGUUGAACGAACCAGGUUCCGAGGAGCUCACAGCUCAGCGUGACAUCGAACGACAGCGUCUUCGUAACGAGGGCAAGCUUGGUCCCGUUAAGGAGGAGGAUCACUCUGCCGACGACCUAACCAUGCGAACUCCUGCACCUGAGGAGAAGCGACGUCUCGAAGUCACUAACGCUGACGACGACGGUUUCGAAGAGGUUGAGCCAAGCAAGGAGAUGAGCGAGGAUACUUCUCACGAGUUCGUCAAGGCCGAGGAUGACAUUCCCGUUGUUUCUACAACUCCAAUCUCCGGCAAGGAUGAGGACGACUUUGUCGAUGAGCCGCUCAGCCCUCCUCAGCAGCUCGCCAAGGUAGAGGAGACACGAUUUGACGAGCCAGACUUGAUGGUUGCGCCUUUGUCGCCUACAAAAGCCAAGACGGAGACUGCAGAGCCAGCCAAGCCCGACACCGACAAGCCUCUACCUGAGGUGCCCAGCGACGAGAAGGCUGAGGAGAAGAAGCCCGAGGCUUCGAAAGAGGAUGCUCCUAAGGAGGACACCAAGGAGGACACCUCUGAUUCGUCAGUCGUUUUGACUCCUGCUCCUUCUGAGCCUGAGACCAAGACUGAGUCUGAUGCCCCCGAGGGUGAUGAAGCUCAGCCUCGCGGUCUCUCCCCUAAGCCUGAGGAUACACCCGCUCCUCUCUUCUCUGCUCCUCCUGCACCCGAGUCUGGAGCCGACCGACCACCCCAGGUUCCUGAGAAGGACGACCCCAAGGACGCCCCCAAGACUGAGGAGGCUUCAGCUGAGACCAAGACUGAGGAGGCCAAGCCAGAAGAGCAGACCCCUGCCCAAACUGAGGAACCUGUUGUCGGAGACUUCCUCAAGCUCCAAUUUGUGGAGCAUCGAGUUGUUCCCACCAUUCUUAACUUCUUCUUCACUUAUCCAUGGAACAACUUCUUGCACAACGUAGUAUACGAUAUCGUUCAGCAAGUAUUCAACGGCCCAAUGGACCGCAGCUACAACCCCACAUUGGCUGUCUCCCUGUUCGAAACUGCCGAUGUCACAAGCGCCAUCAUCAACGGCCAGAAGAUCAGUGAUGAGUCUCAGGCCAAGACCAAGACCCGCAUGGGCUACAUGGGUCACCUCACUCUUAUCGCUGAAGAGGUUGUCAAGUUCACUGAACGUCAUCCUCCGGAGCUCCUCUCGGAGGUUGUUCUUGACCGGGUUAUGAGCCAGGAAUGGAUCAGCUACGUUGAGGGAUCCCUCGCCGAGACACGAGAGCGAGACAAUGCCAUUCUAGGUGGCGUGCGUCCAGAGGUGGCUAUGGGUAACCGAGCUAUGGGCGGCGGCAGUGGAUUGGGAGGUGUCGGUCUAUCCAGCCUGGGCGGCGGAUCUGGAGGUGGAGGGUCUAACGCACUUGCCGAGGCUGGCCUGAACGGAGGAAUAGAGCUCAACCAGGACAGCGGAAACGGCAUCGGACCUUUCACCAUCAGCGCUGGAACAUUAAUGUCUGGCUUCGGCAGCAGCAGUGACGAGGAGGACGAAGAUGGAGACGGAGAUGAGGAAGACGUCAAUUCUGAGGUGAGUGGUGCUUCCGCUGAAGAUGGGGAGGAACGAGGCAUUCCCGGAUUCCCUGGCAUAACGGAAACUUUGGAGGAUGUGAUUAUGCGGUCUCCAGAGCCUUUCCGGGCAGACUCGCCGGACUUUGAGGAUGAUGUUACGAGGGGAUCUCCUAUGGAUUUGGAUGGGGUGAGGGGGGGUGAUGAAGAGAGGCAGAGUGCGGAGCAGGUUGAGGAUAUCUCAACAGAGGGUCAGGGUGUCUCAACAUCAGCAGGUCAGGGCAUCUCAAAGCCAGAGGAUCACCAGGACUCAAAACCAGAAGGUCACCCUUAG
Fusarium coffeatum is the source of this 3066-nucleotide messenger RNA. RefSeq lists its product as uncharacterized. Gene Ontology annotation, molecular function: protein phosphatase regulator activity; protein phosphatase binding. The record is from RefSeq and is a predicted model, not a curated record. Bases 1 to 3066 code for a protein of 1021 amino acids. NCBI's taxonomy places the organism in Eukaryota, Fungi, Ascomycota, Sordariomycetes, Hypocreales, Nectriaceae. Gene Ontology annotation, cellular component: cytosol; nucleus. The transcript has 3 exons.